Paramecium sonneborni is the source of this 402-nucleotide messenger RNA. The record is from the annotation of a GenBank genome assembly. Lineage: Eukaryota; Ciliophora; Oligohymenophorea; Peniculida; Parameciidae.
AUGUAUUAACAUUAAGACAAUAAUUGCUUUCCUCCACCUGGAGGACUUCAUAAGGGAUUAAUUAUACCUUUAGUUUGCAGUUGUCCUUCUGAGUGUCAAUGUAGAGCAAUAUCGAUUAAAAAGUGGUAUCAUAGUUGCAAGAACCCUGCUUUCAUUACUCAAUAUGGUGAUAUAAUCUGUAAAAAUCACUUAAAGACUUGUAAAGGAUUUUUUCUUCAAGAUGCUCGAUUCAGAUGCAGAGAAGCAAAUCAGGUUACUUAUUAUUCUAAAAACACCAAGUCAUAAUUUAUAAUGGCAAUAGCAUAGGGUUUGUAAUUCUAAUAAUUAUAAUUGAGUGAUCAUGAUCUUAUUGAGUUUUCAACUUCAUUAAAUAUGAGUGUUUUUAAGAGAUGGAAUAACUGA